AUGCUUUCGGAGACAACCAUACAAAGCCCUUGUUCCGAGACCAAUUACCCAGGAGCGGGCUUAUGUCCCGCCGGAUGGACUGUCGUCCUUGUUGUGACGUUAGCCCUCUAUCAGCGGCAUCCUAUAUGUCGCGAUGAAGGUGACUACCUCCCUUUCCUUGCUGGGGGUGCCGCUGCCUUUGUUAUCUCAUCAGCUCUGGAGUGGUCGCUUUUUAAAGUGGGCCUUACCGGCACGCCCCUGGAGACCCAUGCCCGCCGAGCAGUCCCCCUGCUGCUCUACCUCCACACCUUUGCCUCCAUUUCCGAGCUGGGCUUUGCGGCGUAUGGAGCACACCUGUUGCGUGUGGACACUCGGCUGUGCAUAGCGUGGAGUCCUAGACCGUUGGCGGCGGCCCUGGUGGGGACCACCUGGGCGGUCAUUGCCCUCAACGGACUGCUCACCGCGCUGGCGCUCAACCCCUGGCACGGGUUGGGCCUGGUUGAGGCGUGGGAGGCCCGACUGCUUUGGCUCUCCAGGCUGUUGUGCUGCCGGUCUGGACUGCUCACACAGGCGCGGGUUCCGGACAGGGAGCCCGCCCUGCGCCGCAUCGCCCAGCUGACCUCCCACCUCCUACAGCAUGUGGACCUCACCCUGUCGGAUGUGGCAGCUGCCAUGAUACUGGUGGCGGCGGCGCAGCGGGAGAGACGCCGCCGGGCGCUGCGGGACGCAAUGGUGGCGGCGGCUGCGGCGCAUGCGGCGCUCCUGGGCUCAGGCGCGGCUGCAGCGUCUUCAGCGGCGCCGUUUGGCCCGGGCUUUGUGCCGGGUAUAGGAUCCGGGUUAAUGCUGGGUGGGGGUUCGGGUGUGGUGUCAGACUCGGUGUACGGCGACGCGCCUGCCGAGCCUAAGGCCUCCGGGGGCUCUCCAGGACGGGGCAGCAGCGGCGGCGCCGUCGGUGGUGCAGGAACGGCGGCGCCUGCUGCUGCUCCUGCGGCGGCGGCGGCAGUAGCGGCGCUGCACGGCAGCGACAUGGGAGGAAGUGCACCCGUUACAGCGGCCAGCAGCCAGUCACCCUUCUUGACUGUACAGCAACCGCAGACUCCGCAGCACCCGCAGCAGCACCCACACCCUCCAGCCGGGGCCCACCCUGGCCGGCAGACCCGGGUGCGUUUCGUGGACGACGGCACUGAGCUAGGGCCCCUACAUGUGCGGUCACCAUCGCCCCCGCCGCCGCCGCCGCCCCCGGCCCCGCUACCGGUCUCGCCGGCGGAGGCGACGUUGCGCCGCACUGAGGCUUCUCACGGCUCCUGCGGUGUGGCCAGGGUGGUGUCAGCUGACUCACCCUCAGUGCAUGACGGCCAUUGCGGCGGCAUGAAUUGCGGCACUACUACUACUACUGCUACUAAUACGAGUACUGCUGCUACUGCUACUAGUACUGCUACAAAUGGCGGCGUUUCCCUCGUCGCCCUGCCUACAACUACUGCUACUGCCAUCCUCACCGGGAUGGUGGUGGCGGGCAGCGACAAGGGUAGCGCUGGCUCCGUACAGCAGUGCCCGGUAGGUGGCGCAGCAGCCAAGCCGGGCGCCGUCGCUGCAGCUGACGGCGGCAGCAGCAGCAGUAGCGGCAGCGCAAGCGGCAGCAGGCUAGGGUUGCUGGGAGCCACAGCUGGGGGGGAGUUGACACCGCAGCCGCCGUCGCCCAGCCGCGCCCUGACGCUGAUGCACCCCAUGGUGCAUAUCACGCCAGCGGGCAUGGAGGAGCAUUUGGAUGAGCUGGUGGGGGAGCUGGUGGGGGAGCUGGCGGCAGAAGUGGCGGAGGCGGAAGCGGACGUGGGGCCGCCGACAGGCCGUACAGACGGUAGCAGAGACCUGGAUUUAAUUCUGGAUUUGGAUUUACAAGAGAAAAGGGAGGAUCCCGCGUCUACGGAGAUGGAUUCUAGGCGACUCGGGUCGGCAGGCGCGGCAGUGGCGGCUGUCGCGGCAACGGCUGCCGCCGCCGCAGUGGUGGCGACGACAAGCGCAGCCACGACGGCGGCUGCGGCGGAGGCGCCGGGCCCCCCGCCGCUAGGGGUCCCCCGGCGGCCCCCAGCGCCGCUGCCGCCGUCGGCUAUGUUGGCGCUCCGAAAGCGCAUCGGUGAGGCGGCCCUGGCGGCGGCGUUUGCUGCGGAGCGUGAGAUGGUUGACCGGGAGACGCUGCAAGAGGCGGCAUUGUACGGCAGGUACGCGGCGGCCAUCUACGGCAGCUGCCCCCCUGACGGCCCCAGUGACGCCGCCGCCUGGCACCUGGGGGGGGACGGCGACCCGGGCUCCUCCUUGGACCAGGUGGCGGCCUGGCGGCGCCGCCACGGCUCCUCUGCCCCAGACCCGCUAUUGGCCUCCAUUCUCUCCAGCGCGUCAAAGUGUACGGAACAUGUCGUACAUGUCAACACGCACAACUCUACGGAGGGCUACCUACCGUACAUGGUCUGCCUUGACAAGCCCACUCGGUCAGUGGUCAUUGCCAUUCGGGGAACCUUCAGCGCUGAAGACAUCGUCACCGAUUGCUUAUGUGAACCUGUCGACGUACGGCAUAUGCUCACGCCGCCACGACUGGCCCCGGACACUACCACCGCCGCCAUGUCGCCAUCACCGUCAUUGUCGGCGGCAGCGGCAUCUUGCGGUGCGGCCGCCGCAGCAGCCGGCGCCGCUGACCCGCUUUUGUCUUCGAUGGUCGGCGGCGAGGUUGAGGUCGAGGGGGCGGUAGCGGUAGCGGCGGCGGCGGCGGCGGCUGCCCUGAACGCGGCCCUUGUCGGAGUCCCCCUGGACGAGCCCGUGUUGGUGCAUGCGGGCAUCUGGGCGGCCGCCGAGGUGAUUUGGGAGGACCUCACACAGCUGCGACUGAUGGACAUCCUGCUACCGCCGCCCGGCCCCUCCUCCUGCCCCGCCGCCGCCGCCGCCACCACCACCGCGGGUGAACAGAGGGCCCCAGCUCCAGCUGCCGCCACUUCCGCCACCAACCCUGCCUCCAUCUCCACCUCCGCCUCCGCCUCCGUCACCUCGAGCUCGAGCUCAAGCCGGGAUAUCUCACAGCCCGGCAGUAAUGCGGUGGGCGGGGUCACUGGCGCCCCGCCGCCAUCCGUCGGGGUUUCCGGUGCGCCACCCGACCACCACCACCACCUCUAUCCCCCGAACAGCCGCAACCAGCAGGAGCAGAUAGCGCGUCAGCAGCAGGAGCCUCCAGCUCAGCAACCGCAACUACAACCGCAACUGCAGAUGCCGCGGACCCGCAUGGCGCCGCCGCCGCAACCGCUGAGCCCGCAGUACCAGCCACAGCAACCACAGCAGCGAUGGAGACCGUCUUCGUUUGACGAGGGCCGGAUAGCUGCGCUAGGUACGUUGCCGACGCACCAGCUGGCGGCACCGCCGCCGGCAGCGUACGGCGCCUGCGCCUCCGGUGCUGGCGGCACUGACCCAUGGGUCGCCAGCGCUGCUUUGUCGCCCUUGGAAAUCUCUCGGCGGCUAAGCAACAUGCCCCGGUUGAUUUCUGCUGAGCGCCAAGCGACGGCGCCUCACGGCACUGGUCUCGGUGCACUGCUGCGGCGGCACCAGCGGCAGCCGCCGCCGCCACCGCCUCCAGCGGCGGCCUUGCUGCCAUCCCUGGUUUUGUCGUACAUCCCGCCCCCUCGGACAGCGUCGAUGCCGCCGUCAGCCGGCGCAGCCAGAUCCCGCCGGGACUUCCUGCAGUCGGCGCUGCGGCGAGGGAAAUCCACUUCGGCGGCGGCCGCUGGCGGCGGCGGCAGCAGCGGCAGCCGCCGUCGCCGCCGCCGCGGCGGUACCAACGCCGGCAGCAGCGCCGCUGGCUUCUACUCCCCUGCCGUCGCUCAUCCCCAACCGCCGCAUCUGCUGACCGGGAGAUCGAGAACCUCCCCACCUCACGAGGCUGUACGACAGCUCUCCACCGUCAUCGGUUUUGCAGCUUGGCGUGCCGGUGCCGGCGGUGCCGCCGCAGAUUCCGACCGUGGGCUUGGGGUCGGGACCUCCCCUUCGCGGCUCGCCACAGAUCGGUCUGCCGGACCGCCGUCUUCGCUGCUGCCGCUGCCAGCAGCGGCGGGGCGUCGGCCUUUCCAUCCCGCCUAUUCCCAUCCUAAGCCUGAGCCGUCGCUGCCGCCUCAGGGUGGCCUAGGUACGGCGCCUGGUGCCGCCGCCUCCACCUCCGCCACCUGCCCCAGCACUUCCUCCCCGUACUACAACCGAAUGCAGGGCUCAGCUAGCCGCCUAAGAAGUCGCGAUGACAUGUCGGGUGCCGUCGGCUGUGCUACGGACUCUCCGUCGGGCCGUGAAGCUCCCGCUACCGCCUCCGGCACCGGUUCAGACGGCGCGGCACCUGGUGUUGUUGGACGGGUACGGCAGGUGGCAUCGGAGAUCCUGCACGCCGCGUCGGACCUGUUGCUGUCGCUGCCGCGCCCCGGCGCCCGAUCGCCACUGCUGCCACUGCAGCAGCGUCAGCAAGGGACACAGACGCAGGCGCAGCGUCAGCAACGUCGACUGGGUUGGUUUGGAGUGUACGGCCACGCCGGCGGGUUGCGAUCUGCCAGUGACGGUGGCGCCCAGCUGCCGUACUCGAGCUUGCCGCGAACGGAAGCGGAAGCGGAGGUGCAGGCCGGCGGUGGCGGCGGCGGCGGCGGAGCCGGUGUCACUGGGUCCUUUGACCAGCUUGGACGGCGCUGGCGGAGUGCCGGCGGCGUCGCCGCCACCGCCACCGGCGACUGCGGCGGUGUGCUAAACGACUGGUCUCUUAUUGGAUCUCAUCUCCACAGCCCUCUAGAUGUGGAGGCCGCGACGGCGGCGGCGGCGGCGGCGGUGGUGACGCCCGACGGCUCAGGCGAAGCACAGGGGUUACCGACCGCCGGCGCCGCCAACACCGCCCCCUCACCGGCCCCUCCUCCUCCUCCUCUUCGGCUUCCUGAAGUCGACUGUAGCGGUUGGCGGUUGGUAGUUACGGGCCACAGUCUGGGUGCGGGCGCUGCCGCCCUGCUAGCUUUGCGGCUGCGGUCCGCGCUGCCGCAUGUGGAGGUCCGCUGCUGGGCCUUCGCCCCGCCCGGCAGCCUGACCAGCCCCUCCCUCAGCGCGGCCCUCCGCCCCUUCACCACAAGCGUGGUCACGGGCAAGGACCUCAUCCCCCGCCUAAGUCUCAACACCAUGGAGCGAUACCGGGAUGAGAUGAUCACAGCGUUGGCUAGGUGCAGGUGCAGUAAGGCCCGGGUGCUGGUGGGCAGCUUCAGUCGCCGGAACCGCCUCCGGAGAGCCGCCCACCUACUGCUGCCGUACGAUGAGAUACCUGCUCAGGCCCGGCGGCUGCUCCGGAGCUACCACGAGGCGGUUCACCGGGCGGGGCGGCUGCCGGAGCUGCACCCGCCGGGGAGGAUCCUGUACCUGCAGCCCAGUGCCCGGGCAGCCUCAGUCGACAACAAGGACGACGCUAGGGGAGGACACCCCCACGGACCGAGGAGGGCACCGGGAGCCAGUGGUGGUGGUGGUGGCGAAGUCCCUCGCGGGCCCCCCCCUCCCCCGUGCCCCCACUUCCGCCCCGUGUGGGUAUCUGCUCGGGAGCUGCACUGCGAGGGCAUCCUGGCCUCCACCCGGAUGCUGGUGGACCACAGCCUGACGAUGUGUACCUUGCCGGCGUUGGAUGAGAUACUGGGCUCGUAG
This is a messenger RNA of Volvox carteri f. nagariensis, 5664 nucleotides long. RefSeq lists its product as uncharacterized. Bases 1 to 5664 code for a protein of 1887 amino acids. Lineage: Eukaryota; Viridiplantae; Chlorophyta; Chlorophyceae; Chlamydomonadales; Volvocaceae. The record is from RefSeq and is a predicted model, not a curated record. Gene Ontology annotation, biological process: lipid metabolic process. The transcript is spliced from 11 exons.